Bemisia tabaci is the source of this 984-nucleotide messenger RNA. RefSeq names its product mediator complex subunit 31 (gene MED31). Lineage: Eukaryota; Metazoa; Arthropoda; Insecta; Hemiptera; Aleyrodidae. Gene Ontology annotation, molecular function: transcription coregulator activity. Gene Ontology annotation, cellular component: mediator complex. Gene Ontology annotation, biological process: regulation of DNA-templated transcription. The record is from RefSeq and is a predicted model, not a curated record.
CAAGCGAUUAUCAAUCAACAAGAACAAGAUUUUUUCCGGCGCGCUAAAGAAUAAGUUUUCUUAGUUUAGUUAUCGUCUUAAGCUAAGCUUUAAAACUAUCUGCAGCUCGGCAAACCAAAUUUUGCAAGCUCUCCGCCCGUAGAAUUUUUUCCUCUCAUUGAUUUUCGUUCCAUCUUUAAACAGCGGUCUCUAUUUCGUCAACAUAUUGGUCAGGUCCUUCAAUUCAACGCAUAACAUCAUUCUACUCACAUCUUUGCAAUCACCUGUCGUCCUAAAAUUCCUAGGAGUCAGCGGGGGAGUGUAAUGUUAAUACCAGAGGGCAGAUGAUUCCAGUAGCAUCUAAAGCUGGUGGACCUGAAACAGAAGACCAAGCAAAACUUAGAUUUCAAGUGGAGCUUGAAUUUGUUCAGUGUCUUGGCAAUCCAAAUUACCUCAAUUUCCUUGCUCAGCGAGGCUACUUCAAGGAUCAACCUUUCAUCAACUACUUGAAAUAUUUGCUGUACUGGAAAGAGCCAGAGUAUGUCAAGUACCUGAAGUAUCCUAUGUGCUUGUACUUUUUGGACCUGCUUCAGUACGAACACUUCAGACGAGAAGUAGUGAAUGCUCAGUGUGCCAAGUUUAUCGAUGAUCAGCAAGUUCUACUUUGGCAGCAUUAUACGCGGAGACGCACUAGAAUGCUGACAGAACCCAUGCCAACCAGUUCUGUUACAUCUCAUGCCCUGAGUGCCACGACAACCACAAAUAGCUCAUCCACCAACGGACUUCCUCCAGUCACCAAAAACUCCUCCUAGGAACAUAUUCUUAAACAUUCCUAUUGAUAAAUUUUAAUUAUGAGCUUCAAACGAGGUGCUCUUAUCGUGCUUGAAGGCUGUGAUAGAAGUGGAAAAAGCACACAGUGCAAAAGGCUAGUUGAAGCUCUUAAUAACAAAGGCAUUCCUUCUCAGCUGAUGCGUUUUCCUGAUAGAUCAACUGCAAUAGGGAAAA